Molecule: messenger RNA, 1011 nt
Organism: Exophiala mesophila
Lineage: Eukaryota; Fungi; Ascomycota; Eurotiomycetes; Chaetothyriales; Herpotrichiellaceae
Product: uracil phosphoribosyltransferase
Exons: 3
Coding region: 131-799 (222 amino acids)
Source: RefSeq, a predicted model, not a curated record
UGCUGUAGUAUUUGUACCUGCAUCGCUUUCCUCCGCUCAUUCUGCUCAUACAACAUAUGAUCUCUAUUCUUUUUUGCUUCUCGUAAUCAUUCGAGGCUAGGAGUCUAUAUCUGUAUCAAUAUCAAUCGCCAUGUCGUCCUCACUGCCCUCUAACGUUCAUGUCUCCAAACACCCGUGUCUGCGUGCAAAGCUAUCCCAGCUGCGAUCCAAAUCCACCACCUCGCGUGAAACAAAAGCCCUUAUCCAUGAAAUCGCCAUCCUCCUAGGUUGCGAAGCGCUUUCUGUACUGGACAUUGAAUCGCGAGGCACAGAUGAAUCUCCCAUUGGCUUUGAAUAUGAUGCUGAAUCCAUUGAUGUGUCCAAGAUCACCAUCGUGCCUAUUUUGAGAUCUGGUUUGGGCAUGAUUGAUGCCGUCCAGACCAUCCUCCCUGAGCCUGCCUCCGUCCAUCACCUGGGCCUGUUCCGCGAAAAGAUGACCUUGCAGCCGGUCGAGUACUACAACAACUUGCCUCAAUCGCAGGAAGCAGUCGCCAAGCUGGCCAUCAUCACCGAUCCUGUUAUUGCCACGGGAGGCACCGCAGUAGCCGCCAUCCAGACCUUAAGAGAAUGGGGAGUUCAUCACAUCAUUGUCCUUAGUGUUAUUGGUGCAUUGCCUGGUGUUCUCAAGGCUGCCGAGGAAUGGCCAGAAUCGACAGAGAUCUGGGUCGGAGGUUUGGACACUGAGUUGACACAGAAAGGCAUGAUCAAGCCUGGUUUAGGCGACGUUGGAGAUCGUCUCUUUGGCACCAUUGGCAAAUAGUUUGUGUUUUCCGUCUUAAGACUCGCGUGGUUGCGCUAGCUGGAGUGACGCAUUGGAUAGAAAGGAUCUUUCACCUGAGACACAUGAGGGCUUGAUGCCCAAAUAGCUUCUCAACCGUUCCCUCCUCUUUGAGAAGUGAGCACAGCCAGCGUCGCGCACCGUCAAGCUCUCUUGCUCCAAACUUGACAAGAACGAACCCACGGACAUUGGCA